Knipowitschia caucasica is the source of this 201-nucleotide messenger RNA. The record is from the annotation of a GenBank genome assembly. NCBI's taxonomy places the organism in Eukaryota, Metazoa, Chordata, Actinopteri, Gobiiformes, Gobiidae.
AUGAGGGGUUCUCUCACCACAAGCUGCGGACAUCUGCUGCUGCUGAGUUUGGUCAGCUCCACAGAGUUCACAGGCGUGAUGCUCAGGUGGGUCACCAGUGGGGCUCUCUCCUCUGGUGUUUGUGUCCUGGAGGCAGCACGCUCCCGCCUGGCCGCCCAGUUCCAUGUCUCUCCGACGAUCCCAAACCCUCUCUCCUCUUGA